GAACGGCGAUAACGCAAACAUUAACUAAAUAACUAAAACAGUAAAAUCAGUAAUCACUACAAUAAUAUAUAUUUUAAUUUGUAAUAUUAUUUUUAUCUGUGAGACUAUACCGUGAAUACCGAUGACAAUUUACUGUAAAGUGACAAUUCAUACUUAUAUAAUUGAUUAAUUUCUAACAAUAAAAAGUUUACAAUGGGUAAGGCAAAAAAUGCAAAAUUGCGACAUUAUCGAAAAGAAUGGGAAAAAUGUUCAUGGGCUCAAGGUUGGUUGUGUGAAGCAGAUAAAAAUGAUAAUAAUGUCAAUGAAGCAUUUUGUAAAAUUUGUAAAUCAUUUCUGAGAGCCCAUCAAACAGAUCUAAAAAAACAUAGUAAUGGCAAAACACAUAUUGCCAAAAUGAAAAUGAUAGUUUCAGAACCUAGCCAAAGUAAAAUAAGUAAUAUAAUCAUUAUAACAAACGAACAAAAAGAAAUCGAUCUGAAAUUGGCACUUUAUGUAGCGACUCAUUCUUCUAUUAGGAAUAUGGACCAUUUGACAGAUAUUUUAAAAUCAAUAGGAAAAGGUUCUCCUCUGUCGAAUUUAAAAAUGCAUCGUACAAAAUGUUCUAGUUUAAUAAAAAAUGUUAUCGGUCCUUCUUUACUAGAGAAUGUUGUAAAUGAUUGUAAUGGAAAUCCAUUUUCGUUAAUUGUAGAUGAGUCUACCGAUGUGUCCGUAGUUAAAUAUUUAUGUUUGUGUAUUAAAUAUUUUAGUAUUCAAGAUCAAAAAAUUAAAAUUCAAUUUUUAGGCCUAAUUGAAGUAGAAAAAUGUACAGCUGACUUAUUAUAUGAACAUAUCUGUAAAUACAUUGAUCGCAUAGGCCUAAAUCUAAAAAAUUUAAUUGGGAUUGGAACUGAUGGUGCAAGUAACUUAUGUGGUAGAAACCAUUCACUGUUUACUUUACUUAGACAGCAAAAUCCUAAUUUACAAAUAGUACGAUGCAUUUGCCAUUCUCUGAAUAAUGCUAUUUCAAAAGCAGCUGAUGUGUUUCCUAGUCACAUAGAUUUCAUCUGUAGAGAAGUAUUUAAUUGGUUCCAUAUAAGUCCAUUAAGGAGGGCAGAAUAUAAAAACACAUUUGACCUAUUAAAUACUAAUACUAAUGGUAAAAAUAAAAAGUUCCAUCAAUUUCAUCAACUAUCCGGUACCAGAUGGUUAGCACGUUCCUAUGUUGUUAGUACAAUUUUAGAGCAUUGGUUUGAAUUAAAAACACAUUUCAAAUAUGUUGUUAAAAAAGAAAAAUGCUAUAUUGCUCGAACUUUGAACGAAAUGUUUCAUGAUGAUAUUAAUUAUUUGUAUUUAAUAAUAAUAAAGCCAAUAUUAGAAGAGUUUAAUAGGUUGAAUUUAACAUUUCAAAAAAAUUUUGUCGACAUUGGAAAAUCGUAUGAUGAUAUCUGUGGAUUAUAUAUGUUUUUAGCAAAAAAAAUAAUGAAAACGACUUUAACCUCGUCAGAUAUUAACAAUAUUAGACAAAACAUAUCUAAUGAAAGCGCUUAUCUUCCAGUAGAUAAAUGUAACUUUGGUAUACAGUACUAUCAAUUAAUAAAUACUCUUAAAAUUGCAUCGGAUACUAAACAUGUUGUUGAUGUUAAAGCACUAGCAUUCAUAAAAGCUUUAUUAUUUGAAUUAGAUAAAAGACUUCCAGAUAAUUUAAAAUUAUUUCAAGAACUGCAGUAUUUUUCUCCAAAACAAUGUCUCAAUCAAUUACAUCCAAAAUUUUCCAAUUUACCAUUUAUUCAUAAAUUUCUUGAACAAUCAAUGUUUUCUUCUUUAGAAGUACAGUGGGAAAACAUCUUGAAUAUUACUUGGUCUAUUCAUUUAUCUGAAGAGGAGUUAAAUGAUAGUCAUGCAUUUUGGGCUAAACUAUAUUUUUUUAAAGAUGCUGGUGGGUCAUUCAUUUUCAGAGAUCUCUCUGAAUUUGUACUAAAAGUGUUAUGUCUACCUUCAAGCAAUGCAGUUGUUGAAAGGAUAUUUUCAAUAAUGAAUGCAAUUAAAACAAGAUCUAGAAAUAGAAUGAACUUUUCUAUGUUAGAUAGCUUAUUAAGAAUUAGAAGCAGUUUUACAUCAAAGACUAAAUGUUGUACUGAAUUUUCACCCUCAAAAGCUAUGUAUGAUAAAUUUAAUUCAAAUAUUAUGUAUUCAAAACCUGAAAAUGAAUCUAUUCCAAGUUCUGGAAACAACUAUAUUUAUGAUGAUGAAGAUAAUACUAUAGAUAUCUUUAAUGAAAUUACAUUAUCUGAAUCUGAGAACUUUUAUUAA
This is a messenger RNA of Sipha flava (yellow sugarcane aphid), 2289 nucleotides long. RefSeq lists its product as uncharacterized. Gene Ontology annotation, molecular function: protein dimerization activity. Lineage: Eukaryota; Metazoa; Arthropoda; Insecta; Hemiptera; Aphididae. The transcript has 2 exons. The record is from RefSeq and is a predicted model, not a curated record. The coding region runs from base 193 to 2289 and encodes 698 amino acids.